AUGAAAAAUAUAUGUGAUAUAUGUGAUUCUCAACUUACAGAGACUGAAAAUGAGGAAACUUCCUCUCUUUUAAAAUUAAAAAACCGUGGAAUGUUAUUAAAUGCAUCAAAAAGUGUAAGAAAUAUAUGUAUAACUGCAGAAUAUAUUUUUAGAAUGGAACACGGUAAUAUUUUAACUAAUAAAACUAUUUUGAACAAAAUAUGUAUGAAAACCAUGAACGAGAUUGGGCAAGAUUCAUCAAUUUUCAAUUCUGACACAAUGAUAGAUCAUAUUAAAAAUCAAGACAUUUUUGAUAACCAUAGAAAUCAAUUAAUGAAGCUAAUUAAAGAGUACUAUACAAGAUUACGAUUACAUCACUUUAGUAGGAUGCAUACAUUAAACAUUGAAGGAAAUAACAUCAGAAGAAAAUUUCAAAAUUAA
Macrosiphum euphorbiae (potato aphid) is the source of this 420-nucleotide messenger RNA. The record is from the annotation of a GenBank genome assembly. Lineage: Eukaryota; Metazoa; Arthropoda; Insecta; Hemiptera; Aphididae.